AUGCGAUCAUUUUGUCAGUGCUGCCCUACCACUGCGCCCAGGAAAGGCUCGGUGCAACCGUGCAUCAUCCAAAAGCAGGAUGGCUCCGUUGCAGUGGAGUGGGCAAGCAUUGUAUUGGAUGAUGAGGAGUUGGAGGAUUUCGUGGACAGAAGAAUGUCCGUCAUGCUGGCGCGGCUUCCCAGCUCUCCUGCCGGUGCGGUCGAAUGCGCAGUAGACCUAGCAGACAACAGACUAAGCCAAGCAGAACCUCUGGCCAAAAUGCUUCAGAGCCUGCGUGAAGCAGCGCUGCACGUGACGACACUACGGCUGCAUAAGAAUCGCUACGACGACUCUGCGGCUGCCACGCUUGCUGAGCACAUUCGUGCGGCCGCGGAUCAAGGGCGACCUUUAAUGCAGCUUCAUUUGAGCAACAAUUCACUAUCAGAAGCUGGCCUGCGGCUUUUGAUUGAAGCCGCGCAUCGCAGCAAAGGCUACCCUCGCUCGACGGACUGUGCGAAGCUGAAGAGCUUGGGGGCAGACUCAGGCCGUCGAGUGCUUUGGCUACGUGCUGAAAAUCAAGAUCCGCCAAUAGCGCGGCCGCGGGACUUUCUGGACGCUUGCAGUUCCUCGGGCAUGCCUGUCUGCGUGUUGGCAGACGGUUCGGGUCAGAAGCCUCCUGUGGAUGCCGUG
Molecule: messenger RNA, 669 nt
Organism: Symbiodinium necroappetens
Lineage: Eukaryota; Dinophyceae; Suessiales; Symbiodiniaceae
Source: the annotation of a GenBank genome assembly